Priceomyces carsonii is the source of this 1386-nucleotide messenger RNA. RefSeq lists its product as uncharacterized. The record is from RefSeq and is a predicted model, not a curated record. The transcript is spliced from 2 exons. Gene Ontology annotation, molecular function: phosphatidylcholine lysophospholipase A1 activity. Bases 1 to 1386 code for a protein of 461 amino acids. Lineage: Eukaryota; Fungi; Ascomycota; Pichiomycetes; Serinales; Debaryomycetaceae. Gene Ontology annotation, cellular component: lipid droplet.
AUGGUAAAGUAUCACUUAAUUGUGUUGGUUCAUGGUAUAUGGGGGAAUUCAUCUCAUUUGGGAUAUAUUGAAAAGCAGCUCGAACAUGAAUCUGGUAAGAAUAGAGAGGAGGAUGAACUGAUUGUGGUUUACAAGACAGGGUCACAUGCUGGAUAUAUGACUUACGAUGGCAUUGAUGUCAACGGAAAGAGGAUCUCUGAUGAAAUAUGGGAUGUAACUAACGAGCUUAAUCAGGAUGGCAAUGUUGUGUCAAAGUUUUCCAUAGUUGGAUAUAGCUUGGGAGGGUUAAUCUCAAGAUACGCAAUUGGAGUUUUAUUUUCCCAGUCAUACUUUAGAACAAUUGAGCCAGUUAAUUUCGUUACGUUCUGUACUCCUCAUGUGGGCAUACUCAAUCCUUGCCAUGGAUUCUCUGUUAGCAUGUUUAACAAAGUUGUACCCCAUCUUUUAGCACAUACAGGCAACCAGUUGUUCUUGAAGAAAUCAGCAAAUCUAGUUGAUAAAGAGAAAAGGCUCCCUCUUUUAGUCUGGAUGACUGAUCCCAAAUCUUAUUUCUUUAAAGGUUUGGCAGGUUUCCGUCGAAGGACCCUAUAUGCCAACGUUAUCAAUGACAAAAGAACUUCCUUCUUCACUUCUUAUAUAUCAAAAAUUGACCCUUUCAAUUCAUAUUCGAACAACGAUCCUAGUAUCCUCGAUUUGAGCUACAUUAAAAAUUAUGAGCCGACGGUCAUCGAUAUUUCAAAAUCUGUUGGCAUUCGUCAAUUCCCUGUUGAUAAAAAGAUCAAGCGUCAUUCUAAAGUGUCCCUUUUAACUCGUGUUCUAUAUUGGUCGAAAGUUGUCUUUAAUUUGAUACUAUUCACCCCAUUAUGGUCUCUUUGGUUUAUUGGGAUUUCAGUUCUAGAAAGGAUUAAAUUGAAUAGAAGAGUCGGUGCAUUUAGUAAAAACUCCUCCAGUGACUUGAUACACUUGUACAAAUUCGAUGAAGAAGCUGAAGAUUCUAGAAAUCUCAAAAGAUCACUGUCUUUCCUGUCUUUAUCCAAUAAUGAGUUACUUUUUGAGAAUCUAGAGAGAGAGAUUUCGAACCAGGUUAACGAGCAAACUGAUACUUUAGUGGAAUCAGUUUUCGAUGCUAUUAACAGUAGACAAGUGGAUCAGUCUGAAGGUUCACCUGUUCAAAAUGGAGAAUUGUUAUCUAAAUUGCAUUUAAAUGAAUUUCAGCUAUAUAUUAUCAAUCAACUCAAUUCAUUGACGUGGGAAAAGUAUCCCAUUAUUAUUCGAAAUACAAAGGCUACCCAUGCUUGUGCUAUAGUCCGCUUCAAAGAUCCCCACUUUGAUGAAGGGAAAGUAGUAGUGGCCCACUUUGUUAAAGAAGUUUUCCAGUAUCAUUAG